AUGGCUGGAACGGGACUGAUCGUAAUUACGAAUCCCGUUCACCUGGCGCGCGCAAACCUCGCGAAACUUCUUUCUCUCGCUGCAAACCGGAUUUCCAAGCGAGUGUACGUCAAAUUGGAGCCAGAAUUGCAAACCCUGUGGCCCUUGACUUAUCGUUGCCCUUGGACUCUCAACUCCGGCAAUUGUUCCAAAUACGGGAAAGUUGUUACCGAAAUAUAUUUCAACGGGCUCAGAUCCUCGAGUUCGUUGGACGUGAGGGUAUUGAUCGGAAACCUGAAGCAAAAGGACUACAACAUUCACACCAAAUCUCCGGUGGAGGUGGUUUUCUUCGACACAGCGUUUAGUCAGGAUGAGAUGAAUGCUUAUGUGAAUCAUUAUGUUCCGAAUCGGUCUCCGGGCUGUGCUUGGGCAUCUUUUAGUGGAUUAUCUCCGGAGUCGGAAUUAGCGUUGAGGGAUCUAGAAGGACCAGCUUGGAAUGACUUGCCGAUUGUCCCUGAUGAAAGGACAGCGAAGUGUAGUUCGUUUGAGUUAAACACUAUGGUGGAUCAUUCAGUUCUUGGUGGGACUUUCGAUAGACUGCAUUCCGGACAUAAGGUGCUACUUUCUGAUGCCGUUAUGAGGACCAAAAAGCAUCUAACUGUCGGGGUGACUGAUGGACCUUUGAUUAGGUCCAAGAAAUUAAAGGAGCUCAUUGAACCAUGCUUGGAUCGUAUGCAGCAUGUGAGAGAUUUCCUGGAAGACAUUGACCCAUCCCUCACUUACAGCGUCGUUCCUAUUGUGGAUCCAAUGGGACCUACAAAAACUGAUACAACUAUGAAUGCUAUAGUUGUCAGUGAAGAAACACUGAAAGGUGGUGAAUUGAUUAACGAAUAUCGGGAGAGAAACGGGCUCGGAAAAUUGAUCAUUCACUGCGUCGGUCUUCUGCCGGAAGAGAUGCGGGAAAGUUCAGAAGAAGAAGAUAAGGUUUCUUCAUCUUCGCGAAGAAUGCGAUUGCUGGGAACUAGGCUCAAUACACCAAAAAUACCGUCAGCUUUACCGUACGUCGUCGGAUUAACGGGAGGAAUUUGUAGUGGGAAAUCCUCCAUUUGUAAACGUUUGGAGAAAUUGGGUGCAGCUGUAAUAGAUUGUGACAAGCUUGGCCAUGAAGCGUACAAACCGGGCUCGUCGUGUUACCAAAAAGUAAUCGAAGCAUUCGGCGAGGAUAUCGUGACCGCUGAUGAAAUGAUUGAUCGUAGGGCAUUGGGAAGAAAGGUUUUUGGAAAUCCGGAAAUGCUGAAAACGCUGACUGGAAUUGUGUGGCCUGAAAUCAGGGCGGAAGCUGUGCGUUUGAUUGCGGUGCAUCGGGAUGCGGGUCAUGAUGUUGUGGUGUUGGAUGCAGCCGUGUUGGUGGAAGCUGGUUGGACAGACUUGUGUCAUGAAGUCUGGGUGUCGAUUAUACCUGAAAACGAAAGGAGAUUGCAAAGAAAACCAUUGGACUCAGAAUGGUGUGCCCUCGCAAAAAAGCAGUUGAAAGGAAAAGAUCCUGCUGCAACAUUGACAUGGCACACAACUGAGGGAAUUGACAUUAAGCCCUUGUACACGCCGGAUGACGUUGCUGGGCUUGAGAAGGAACUUCCGGGUCGUUUUCCUUACACCCGUGGUCCGUAUCCAACGAUGUAUUCUCAGAGACCCUGGACAAUUCGCCAAUACGCGGGAUUUUCCACUGUUGAGGAAAGCAACCGGUUUUAUAAGGAAAAUUUGAAAGCCGGUCAGCAAGGUUUGAGUGUCGCGUUUGAUUUGGCAACCCAUCGUGGGUACGAUUCCGAUGACGCACGUGUUCACGGUGACGUUGGAAUGGCCGGUGUCGCCGUCGACAGCGUUGAAGAUAUGAAAGCUCUUUUCGACGGGAUCCCAUUGGGGAAAAUUUCCGUGUCGAUGACGAUGAAUGGAGCCGUCAUUCCGGUUCUCGCCAUGUUCAUUGUCGCUGGGGAAGAACAAGGAGUGAAGAUUGCAGAUCUUUCUGGUACAAUACAGAAUGAUAUUCUGAAGGAGUUCAUGGUCCGAAACACCUACAUUUACCCUCCAGAUCCUUCCAUGAAAAUUAUUGGAGAUAUUUUCAGCUACGUAUCCUCUAACAUGCCGAAAUUCAAUUCCAUCAGUAUUUCCGGCUAUCACAUGCAAGAGGCUGGUGCGACUGCGGUUUUGGAAGCUGCCUUCACUCUAGCUGAUGGAUUGGAAUAUUGUAAAACUGGAGUUAAAUCAGGCUUACCAAUUGACCAGUUUGCCCCACGUCUGUCGUUCUUCUGGGGUGUUGGCAUGAACUUUUAUAUGGAAAUCGCCAAGAUGCGAGCUGCCAGACGCUUGUGGGCUGUAAAACUGGAGUUAAAUCAGGCUUACCAAUUGACCAGUUUGCCCCACAUCAUCGAUCCGUGGGCUGGUUCAUAUGCGAUGGAAUCCCUCACCCAAGAAAUUUAUGAUUCUGCUGCGAACAUAAUGGCAGAAGUGGAGGAACUUGGUGGAAUGGCGAAAGCUGUCGCGUCUGGCUACCCGAAAUUGAAGAUUGAAGAAUGUGCUGCCCGUCGCCAAGCUCUUAUUGAUUCCGGAAAAGAAGUAAUUGUGGGUGUGAACAAGUACCGUUUGGAGAAGGAAGACCCAGUUGAAGUUCUUGUCAUCGAUAACACCAAAGUGCGAGCGUCACAAAUCGAAAAGCUUGAACAAAUUAAGAAAAGCCGUGACAAGAAUCGUGCGGAAGCAGCUUUGAAAGCUCUCGAAGAAAGUGCAAGAACUGGGCAAGGAAAUUUGCUUGGUUUGGCUGUUGAAGCAUCUCGCGCUCGCUGCACUGUUGGUGAAAUUUCAAUGGCAAUGGAGAAAGCAUUUGGACGACACGUUGCAAAAGUUCAGCUCGUUUCCGGAGCCUACAAAUCUGAAUAUGGCUCGAAAGGGGACCUGGAGAAGGUUGUCGAAAGCAUCAACAAAUUUGUUGGUCUUGAAGGACGUCGUCCGCGUAUCCUUGUUGCGAAGAUGGGUCAAGAUGGUCACGAUCGCGGGGCAAAGGUCAUCGCGACUGGAUUCGCCGACGUGGGAUUCGACGUUGACGUCGGCCCACUUUUCCAAACCCCGCAAGAAGUCGCCCAGCAAGCCGUGGAUGCAGAUGUGCACGUUGUUGGAGCGUCUUCUCAGGCUGCUGGUCACAAGACCUUGAUUCCAGAGCUGGUGCAAGCACUGAAGAAGCUUGGACGUCCCGACAUCAUGGUUGUGUGUGGUGGCGUCAUCCCCCCGCAAGACUACGACUUCUUGUACAAAGCUGGCGUGUCGUUCAUCUUCGGCCCAGACUACGACUUCUUGUACAAAGCUGGCGUGUCGUUCAUCUUCGGCCCAGGCACCAAAAUUCCGGUAGCUGCUACCGAGGUGGUUGAAGCGCUGACGAAGAAAAUUGGCAAGCGUCAGGCCAAUUGAGAAAUAUAAUGCGGAUUCUCGUGGACAAAAGAAGGGAGAUUCAGCGGAGAGUGUGUUAUGAGUUUAAAUCAAAAUGCAACCCUCUUACUCCUUUGUCUAUCUCUUGUACAAAUGUGUCCGUGCGAAUCUCUCAAGCGUCCAUACUCCGAAGACAUGAUUGCCGUGAUGUGGGAAAGGAACUCGUUCGAACUGAACCUUGAGGUUUAAUUUUUUUGCUAUUCGUUCAAGUGCAAUGCAUACCUUGGUUGACUUAAUGAUUUCAACAUUGUUACUAAUUAAGCUUCCUAGUCAAACGUUGUUGGAGAGGUGAUAUAUGGGUUAUCAGACUGAAUGCUCGUAAUAUGGUGACUUUUUUCCGUG
This is a messenger RNA of Notodromas monacha, 3795 nucleotides long. NCBI's taxonomy places the organism in Eukaryota, Metazoa, Arthropoda, Ostracoda, Podocopida, Cyprididae. The record is from the annotation of a GenBank genome assembly.